Molecule: messenger RNA, 1146 nt
Organism: Drosophila melanogaster (fruit fly)
Lineage: Eukaryota; Metazoa; Arthropoda; Insecta; Diptera; Drosophilidae
Exons: 5
Coding region: 107-1081 (324 amino acids)
Molecular function (GO): calcium ion binding
Source: RefSeq, marked reviewed
CGAGGGACACGGUUUAACGCUCCUGCGUGGAGUUAAUCGGGCAAUCAAAACAACAACAACAACAACAACAGCAGCAGCAGCUAAAGCGCCCAGAAGCCAGCGAAACAUGGGAAAGGCGGGCGCUGGCAAGGGUCGUUCGCCAACACCGACACCCAAUCGGGAUGGCGGGGCAACGGCUGGUGCUGGCAGUGGUGGAGGCGGUGGUGGUGGUGGUGGUGGUGUUGCAGCGGCACCCACAGCAACUGGCGGCACCACUGGCGUUGGUAGAUCCACACUACAUGCCAACAAAACGAUACUGAAAACGGUAUCCGUGUUCCUUGCCAGCGGCAAGCGCAACUCGAGCAACCAACAGUCGAAGGCCGCCGCGGCUGCUUUGCAGAACAAACGGCAACAGCGGCAACGGAGGAUGGAUGAGUUGAGCGGCAAAGUGAAUCCCAAGCUGUUGGACAGCCUGCGAAAGAAGACGCGGUUUACGAAGGACGAGCUGGAUGCGUUGUGCCGCAUCUAUCGCAAGCUGGUAUCAAAUUGUCAAUAUGCGGCCAAGACGCUGGCCUCCAGCUCCUCGAGCGCAGCUAUUGCCAAGCCACAUGCUGCCGUGGAGGGCAUCGAUCGCAUUGUGUUCCGCGAGCUGUUGCACAGCACUUUCGACAUCGUCACCGAGGAGAUCCUGAUGGAGCGCAUCUUCUGCAGCUGGGACAAGGCCCACGAGGGUUUGCCCCUUCGCCUCGAGGGCUGGCUCAUUGGACUUUCAACAUUCCUGCGCGGCACGCCGGCGGAACGGGCGGCUUUUUGCUUCCGGGUUUACGACCUGAACACGGAUGGCUUCAUCACCAAGGAUGAAAUGUUUACGCUGCUGCGAAAUUGCCUGAUAAAACAACCGCAGGACGAAGAUCCCGACGAGGGCGUCAAGGAUCUGGUGGAGAUUGUGCUCAAGAAGUUCGACCUGGACAAGGACGGCAAGGUCUCCCUGGAGGAUUUUAUGGGCACGGUCACCGCGGAACCAUUGCUAAUCGAGGCAUUUGGCCAGUGUCUGCCCACAGAUAGCGCUGUGGUUUCCUUCUUCUCCACGCUGCAGGUGUGAUCAGCAUCCAAAUAUCUUUGAAUUUGUUAUAUUAAUGUAAUUAAUAAAAUUUUAAUCAAUAAUUU